Molecule: messenger RNA, 1605 nt
Organism: Neltuma alba
Lineage: Eukaryota; Viridiplantae; Streptophyta; Magnoliopsida; Fabales; Fabaceae
Product: rRNA-processing protein UTP23 homolog
Exons: 7
Coding region: 424-1278 (284 amino acids)
Cellular component (GO): small-subunit processome
Source: RefSeq, a predicted model, not a curated record
CAGCCGUCGCGGGCCUCCUCACUUCUUCCUUCAGCCCUCAGCCGGCGAUUGUCUCUAGCCGCCUUAGCCACCUUUAGUCUUUAAUGCCGUUGAAGUGGCUGUUGCCCACCCUCGUCCCUGUUUUGUCCACGUCUCGUAUGUCCUUGCGUCCCUUCAUUCGCAGAAGUAGAAGAAGCAGAAGGGAAGUGAGUAAGAAACGCAGCAAUACACCGAUAAUUUUGGGCGUGAUUCUUGGCUGUACUCGACUAUAGGAGGGUGUUACAUAGGGGGGUGAUUGAGAGAGAGCUUUAGAGAUAGAAGAAGAAGGAAUAGAGCGAGAUAACCCCAGAGCAAAGAGGAACGGAAGGCAAAAAACUCGUUAUUCUCUGAGGGUUCUCUGCUUCGCUCUGUAACCCACGGUAUUUUUUAUCCUGUUCUGUGAAGAUGAAGGUGAACAAGCUGAAGAGGCAUAGGAAGAGUCUCACAUUUUACAGUUCUUGCUGCGGUUUUCGGAAGCCUUUCAAGGUUUUGUGUGAUGGAAAUUUCGUACAUCACCUUAUUCAGAAUAAGAUAACUCCUGCUGACAAUUCUCUUGCUAAUAUUCUAAACUCUGAUGUCAAGCUCUUCACAACCAGAUGUGUUCUAGAGGAGUUGAAACGACUUGGUCGCUCAUUUGCUGAGUCCCUUGAGGCAGCUCGUCAGCUUAAAAUUGCCAGAUGUGAGCAUGAAAAAUGCGAGCAUGCUGCUAAAUGCAUCAUGGACGUUGUUGGAGAAAAUAAUUCGCAGCACUUCUUUGUUGGUAGUCAAGAUACUGAGCUGCGGAGAAAGCUGCAACAGGUACCUGGUGUGCCUCUUAUAUAUGGUCUCAGAAAUGCUCUUUUCCUCGAGCCUGUAUCUGCAUUCCAGAGAGAAUUUGUUAAAACUUCAGAAGAAGCAAGAUCACAUAUAACUGACAGAGAGUAUAAAAUGCUCACAAAUAGAUUACAAAGUACAUCAAAUGAUGAAGAAGCUGCAAACUCUGCAGAUGAAGAGAAGGAUUUAGGGGAUCAAACUAAAGAUGUAAAGCCAGUGAAAAAGAAUCGCAGUAGUGCGAGGAACCAAAUGGGUGUUAAGGAUAGACCUCAGUUCAAGAGAAAGAAAGCAAAGGGUCCAAACCCAUUAUCUUGCAAGAAGAAAAAGAAUGGUAAUGAAAACCACAAGGCUGGUUCAUUGAAGGAAAAGACAGAAGGAGACAAGAAAAGGAGCAGGAAGAGAAAGAGGACACGGAAGGGACAGCAAAACGCAGCAGUCACAGAUUAGUUAUGAAACGUGAGCAUUUAGAUGUUUAGCAGUCACAGAUUGAUUUCAUAGUGUAACAGUGCUAUCAAGAAAAGGUUGGUGUAGAAAGAGAGAGUCUCAUGCAGUUUUGUUUUGUUUUGGCAUCUUUUUGGCGGGAUAUCUAGUUAGAGGAUUUUAUGUAUUAGUAAUUUUAUUUUUAUUUUAGUUAGAUUUCUUUUAAACUGUCCUGGUCCUUGUUAGUAUUCAGGCCUCCAUGUCAAAUUUCAUGUGCAUGGACAAAAUAACCAAAAAAAAAAAAAUGUUGGAGAAUUACUUUCAUUUGAAUCAUAAUGUUUGAAUUUGAGUGAA